UAAUGUCAUCGCAUUUGAUCGGGAAAAGCAGCUUCUCAAUAAAAUUAAAGGGCCUCAGAACAUCUCCCGCUCGACCGAGUGCGUCUGUAAGAUACAUAAGCUCAAGUUCACGGUAUUAGUUUCGCGUUGAGGCGAAGACAGAGGCGUAAAUAUUCAAGCUAGCAGUUAGAGUUAGCUGGUGGAAAAGCAAAGCUCGGAUCGUUAAUCCUCGGGGAUCCGCUUUGUUAAAAGAGGGCGAGUUUCUAACGGUGCAGUCGACUGCUUCGAGAUUAAACCCGUUGUUGUCUGUCCGUGAGGAAGAUAAUUUGUUGGCCGCCAUGAAACUGUUGGAAAACUCCAGCUUUGAAGCCCUCAGCUCACGGCUGUGCGUUGAAACAGGGGAGUCCCGCAUCCUUGGAAGGAUUGAGAGCUACUCCUGCAAGAUGGCAGGCGAUGAUAAACACAUGUUUAAACAGUUCUGCCAGGAGGGCGAGCCACACGUCCUGGAAGCCCUUUCUCCCCCUCAGUCCACCAGCCCCUCGCAGCUGGGGAAGAGCAGCGAAGAUGGGGAGAACCCUUUGAGUGACAAGUGUUGCAGGAAGACCCUGUUCUACCUCAUUACCACACUCAACGAGUCCUUCAGGCCUGACUAUGACUUCAGCGCCGCCCGGGCCCACGAGUUCAGCCGGGAGCCCAGCCUCAACUGGGUGGUAAAUGCAGUGAAUAGCAGCUUGUUCUCCUCUGUGGGAGAAGAGUUCAACUCUGUGGGACCCGAGCUGUGGAACGCCAUCGACCAGGAGAUCAACCUGCAGGGCUGUGACAUUUACAGCUACAACCCGGAUCUGGAUUCGGAUCCUUUUGGUGAAGAGGGGAGCCUCUGGUCCUUCAACUACUUUUUUUAUAACAAGAAACUGAAGAGGAUUGUGUUCUUCACGUGUCGCUCCGUCAGUGUUCUUAGCGGCUAUGGUCGAGGUUGCCUCGACAACGAGCUGGACAUGGAGCUGGAGGACGAGGUAGAGAUGGACGGCUUCACCGAGGAAGGGUGUCCCAGAGCUCUGUGUGUCUAGAUCCUGGAUAUGCAUCAUCCUAUAUACCUGUACGUUCUUUUUUUGUGUUUUUUUUCUGUGGGCGUUUUACCGCCUCAUCUGAACUCAUUUUGUUGUUUUGGACUGAUGCAUGUUUGGCCGCUUUCAGUCUGCUGGCGAACUCCGCGACCCUGAGGAGGUGGACGUUUUAGUAAAGACCCUCACUGCGACAAGUUCCUUUUAUUAUCCACAUUAUCAUUUUUGAACCAUGGGCUCUUCUCUCCAUGUUUUUCCAAAGAGACUUUAUCAUGGAUGCUUGAGCAGAAGAGAGGUUUAAAAGACUGCCAGAGUUUGUUCUUAACUGGUUGGACAUAACACUGCUCCAGAUUACAUUAGCGCCAGUGACAGGCAUUAAAGUCCAACUUUGCACAGAACCGAUUUGAUGGAAAACCAGAUGUGACUGAACGAACAGCCAGCUUUGUGUCUUCAGUGUCUUUAUGUGUGAAAGUGAUGUUACUGUGAAAUGUUUGACAUCCUGGGAAAAAAAAAAAAAAAAACCUUUUUAUUACUGAAACCUAUCUUAUUGUAGCUGUUUUACUGCAAGUGCUGAUCUCUACCCAUUCUGACACCGAGGGGUUGGCAUCUGGGCUGCAGCUUAGAAAACAUAUCAGCUUUUUAGGCAUUUGCUUAUAUAUGCUUGUAAUGUGAUUUGAAUUGGGUUUGUUUUAAUUUUUUGCCCCCAGCUCCAUUCCUCAAAGUUUGUUCCUGCUGUUUUAACUUUCUCAUCACCUUGUUGCAAUGCUUCUUUAAAAAGUGAAUGUGUAGACUUUUUAGAAACCAAACAGCUCCUUCAUUAAAUUGACUGAAUGGGUUCAGUGUCUUUUAGACUACUCUGCCUUGUUUUGAUUGGCCAGUAGUGCAGACCUUAAUAAAUUGGUGUUGAUAUCAGAGCUGCCUGAAUUUAAUCUGGAGCUAAAACAAUGGAAGCAGAAAUAAACACUUGAAAUGCAGAUUCAUAUAUUAGAAUAUAAUACAAAGUUAGUUUAGUUCCCUAAUUCAAUUUUAAACUGAAACUUGGUGUAUAGAUUCAUUACAUGUUGAUAUUUGAAGUGUUAAUUUUGAUCAUGAUUAUGGCUUACAGAUAAUAAAUCCCACUACUGCAUUGUUCAAAUAAAAGGACUGUAAUGGCUUUACACAA
This is a messenger RNA of Girardinichthys multiradiatus, 2202 nucleotides long. RefSeq names its product MAF1 homolog, negative regulator of RNA polymerase III b (gene maf1b). Gene Ontology annotation, cellular component: nucleus. The transcript has 8 exons. Gene Ontology annotation, biological process: negative regulation of transcription by RNA polymerase III. NCBI's taxonomy places the organism in Eukaryota, Metazoa, Chordata, Actinopteri, Cyprinodontiformes, Goodeidae. Gene Ontology annotation, molecular function: RNA polymerase III core binding. Bases 318 to 1046 code for a protein of 242 amino acids. The record is from RefSeq and is a predicted model, not a curated record.